UCUCUGUCUCAUCUGUCUGUGUGAGAGUGAACAACCGUCCAAAUGGCUCAACAGGGAGUUCUGCUGGACCAGGACCAGUUCUGUUGUUCUGUCUGUCUAGAUCUACUGAAGGAACCAGUCACCAUCCCCUGUGGACACAGUUACUGUAGGAGCUGUAUUGAGGGCUGCUGGGAUCAGGAUGUUCUGAAAGGGGUCUAUAGCUGUCCUCAGUGCAGAGAGACCUUCACUCCAAGGCCUAAUCUGAGGAAAAAUAACAUGUUGGCUGAUAUGGUGGAGAAACUGAAGAAGACAGGACUCCAGGCUGCUCCCCCUCUUGCUCUGUGCUAUGCUGGACCUGGAGAUGUGGCGUGUGAUGUCUGCUCCGGGACCAGAAAGCAGAAAGCCCUCAUGUCCUGUCUGGUGUGUAUGGCCUCUUACUGUGAGACUCACCUCCAAUCUCACUAUGAAUCUCCUGCUUUCAAGAAGCACAAGCUGGUCAAAGCCACCGCACAACUACAGGAGAAGAUCUGCUCUCAUCAUGACAAACUGCUGGAGGUUUACUGUCGUACCGAUCAGCAGUGUAUCUGUUUUCUGUGUACAAUGGAUGAACAUAAAGGCCAUGAUACAGUGUCAGCUGCAGCACAGAGGACUGAGAAACAGGUAAGACCAGAACAACUUGUUGGUGACUGUCUGAUAAACAAAUAA
Molecule: messenger RNA, 684 nt
Organism: Salvelinus fontinalis (brook trout)
Lineage: Eukaryota; Metazoa; Chordata; Actinopteri; Salmoniformes; Salmonidae
Product: E3 ubiquitin/ISG15 ligase TRIM25-like
Exons: 1
Coding region: 43-684 (213 amino acids)
Molecular function (GO): zinc ion binding
Source: RefSeq, a predicted model, not a curated record